This is a messenger RNA of Limulus polyphemus (Atlantic horseshoe crab), 1220 nucleotides long. RefSeq names its product tRNA-dihydrouridine(47) synthase [NAD(P)(+)]-like. The record is from RefSeq and is a predicted model, not a curated record. Gene Ontology annotation, molecular function: metal ion binding; tRNA dihydrouridine synthase activity; RNA binding. Lineage: Eukaryota; Metazoa; Arthropoda; Merostomata; Xiphosura; Limulidae. The coding region runs from base 141 to 1202 and encodes 353 amino acids. The transcript is spliced from 2 exons.
AGGCGGCGCUUUAUUCGGUAAUGAUACCACAUGCAAGACAAGUUUCGGUGACAUCAGUUUCGUUUCUGACUAAGUUGGUAAUGUUUUAUUUUAAUCCAUAUGCUUCUCUCUUGAAGUAAAUAAAGAAAAUUAAAGGCAAAAUGUCCGACUCCAGUGAACCUAGUUUGCAGAAGAAUGACUACGAAGAAAAUAAAGCAAGGGACCGAAAUCAUUAUGGCGUUGCUUCUGUAAAAUCAAAUUUCAUCAUUCAGGAUCAUGCCAGAGAAGUAAAUCUAGAAUUUGUGUCAAAAGCUGACAAACGUAAAAUAGAAGACAACAAUGAAUCUGAAGACCCACCAAAAAAAAAGUUGAAAGGACGGAACAAACAGAGACGACAAAAGGCAAGAAUUCCUAAAGAUGAAAAGUUGUGUUUAAAAUUUCUGUCUGAAAACAGUUGUCCGUACGGAACCUCGUGUUGUUUCAGUCAUAACAUUGACUCUUUUCUUGCUCAUAAGCCUCCAGAUCUUGGUACAAAUUGCUACAUUUUUGAAACAUUUGGCAAAUGUCCGUACAGCUUUACCUGUAGGUUUUCUUCACAGCAUCUAUCAACUGACAAUAAAAACAUCAUCAAUCAUGAACUUUAUAGCAAGAUGAAGGAUAAAGUUUUAACAGUGAAUGCUUUGCCUAAAAACCUGCAGGUCAAAUUGCGAAAAAAGGAAUAUGAUUUCUCUAAAUCAGCAAAAGUACUGAAACUUAUAGCUAAUAAAGUAUACAGAAAUAUAACAAAGUCUGAGAGCACCAAAAAAAGUACAUUUAAUGAUGCCAAAACAAUAGAUCUUAACACAAAAGAACAUUCCGAAGAGCCUGUUAUAUUCAAACGUGACACUAUUCCAACACCAGAACAAACGAGUGAUGUGGUAAAGGAGGAACCAAAAUAUAAACGUGAUGAUAUGAAGAAAGAAAAUGAAAUAUGUGAUUCUGAGAAAGAUAAUUUGAAAGCUUCAGUUGAACCUCAGUCAUCCAUUACAAACCUGAGUGUUAUUCCAAGAAACUGUGCCACCAUUGCCGAGGCUGUUGCAGAAAACAGUGAUGUAACAGCUGUAAAGGAUAGUUCCGUGACAUCAGUGGAAAACCCACCAUCGCUCCCUAGUAAAACGUUUGGGCCCAUUACGGACGAGGAAGUGAUUCGCGUGAAGUUGUGUGAGAAAAAAAAAGGUAUGUGAAAGAACGGCAUGAACUAA